Paramecium octaurelia is the source of this 547-nucleotide messenger RNA. Lineage: Eukaryota; Ciliophora; Oligohymenophorea; Peniculida; Parameciidae. The record is from the annotation of a GenBank genome assembly.
CUCCUUUAUCAAUUCUUCAUGUUUUGCAAAUUAAACAGUUUGAGGAUUAAAUUUCACAUUUACUAAGAAAUAUUUGAAUGUCACUAUAUUGAAUUAAGCAGCACAAACUUGUAAUUAUUUAAAUAUACUUUAACAAGUGAGUUACUCAUCUUCAUAAUACCCUUCUAUACAAUUGCAGGUUGGUGGACUAGUUCUCUUUUUAUGAUCGCAGAUUUGGCAAUUAUUUGCUUCAAGCACACAGGUUUUACAUCUGAAAUUGCAUUUUUAGCAUUAAAUUAUGUGCAUCAUCAAAAUAACCUUCUCUACAAUCACAUUACCCAGAUAAAGGCUUGUGAUUUGAAUUUAAUUCAAAACUAAAACUUAAACAUUUAUCGCUCUAAUUAACACAAGUUUAACAUUUAAUAUGACAUUCAAUUAUAAUAAUUGGAAUUUACUUUAACAAAAUUAUUCCUAAUCUUGGUAAGAUCCACUAAUACAAGGACGUUUGUGGAUUAUAGAUUGAUCAGUUCUCUUAGCAUCAAUACACAAAAAUUAAUGGUAAUUUUGA